AUGAUUUUAAAGGACUGGGUGCAGCAAAUGGAAGCGGGUGGUUUUGUGCGCAGGCGGCGGAUGACAGCGGACACAUCAGGCAGCGAUGCCGCGGUGGCCGGAGCUUCCGCGGGAGAGGAGAUACACUGGCUCGGCGGCAGGUUUUGGGGUGUUUCCGAGAGUCUCGUUGGCACUUUGACACCUCGGAUUGCAGGAGAAACGGAGGUUACUGUUGGACAUUUCUAUGGUUCCCAGGAGGCCAAUGAUUUGUCGGAACCGGACUAUGAGGGUUUGCCCCAGGGCGCCUCCACCAGCACGCACAUGUUAGCAGGAGCAGUGGCAGGAAUCAUGGAGCAUUGCCUGAUGUUCCCUAUUGAUUGUGUGAAGACGCGCAUGCAGAGUCUUCAGCCAGAGCCAGCUGCACGUUACCGCAACGUGAUGGAUGCUUUGUGGCGAAUCAUGAGGACGGAGGGAAUCUGGAGGCCAAUCAGGGGUCUGAAUGUUACAGCUGUAGGGGCGGGGCCAGCCCAUGCACUUUACUUCGCCUGUUACGAAAGGUUGAAAAAGGUCCUCAGUGAUAUCAUCCAUCCAGGAGCGAACAGUCAUUUGGCAAAUGGGGCCGCUGGAUGUGUUGCCACAUUGCUUCAUGAUGCUGCAAUGAAUCCAGCUGAAGUGGUGAAGCAGAGGAUGCAGAUGUAUAACUCGCCAUACCGUGGCGUUCUGGACUGUAUACGCUGCGUGUGGCGGCAGGAGGGGGCGUUGGCGUUUUAUCGCAGCUACACCACACAGCUCACCAUGAACAUCCCAUUCCAGGCAUUGCACUUCAUGACCUACGAGUACCUGGAAGAGCUGUUGAACCCUCAAAGACAUUACAACCCCUCCUCCCACAUGGUGUCGGGCGCGCUGGCAGGUGCCAUCGCCGCCACCGCCACCACGCCACUGGACGUUUGCAAGACGCUGCUGAACACACAAGAGUCUCUGGCACUCAAUUCCAUCAGCCGGAGCGGAAGACACAUCACAGGCCUCGGUCAUGCCUUCCGGACGGUCUACAGGUUUGGCGGCCUUCCCGCUUACUUCAAAGGCGUUCAGGCCAGGGUCAUAUACCAAAUGCCCUCGACUGCCAUCAGUUGGUCUGUCUAUGAGUUCUUCAAGUAUGUUAUCACCAAACACCAGCACGAGAAGCGCAGGAUCCAGAGGGACGGAGAGAAGUAAGCUCUCACAGCUGGCCUGACCUUGGCUGUCUCUCGCAUAACCGACCAGAUAAACACUCGAGCUGCAAAGGGACUAAUUUAAUAAAUGAUACGCACAUAUAGAGUCCAAACACUCAUGUCUGUUUACUUCCUUUCAUUUGGCAUUUAAUACUUAAACUUUCCUGUGUAAUUCAACUAAUAAUCAUGACCUAAGAUCUCUCUGUGAAGGCUCAACUUUUUAUUCAAGACAUCCUACUUAACACCAGUGUUUGCCAAGUUUGUGGUUUUCCUGCGAGUUUAAGCUAUCCCAAGUGAAAUUUGAGUCCCUAAAAUGCAAAUUUUACAAGGGGAAUCCCAACAAAAGUGUGUAUUUUACCCCACCAAAAUGUGACUUUUACAUGGGGAUCCCCCUCAAAACAUGAUUACACUGGUUUUGAGCAAUUGGGCAGGUUUCCUUCAACCCUGCUUAACACUUAACCCAAAAUUAUACCUCCCACAAGAGGGCAUCAGAAGCCUGUUUAGGCGGUAUAUGCUAAUGAAUGGGUGGUCUUUAAGUUUGUGGGAGGGAUUUAGAGCUUUUAAACUUCAACAAAUCCUUCUUUCUUCUAAACUGUACUUGGAACAGCAAACCUGACUCUUACUUUUUUGAUCAUUUUCCAGCCAAAGCCACUACGCACAAUUAAAGACACAUCUGUACAUCCAAUUUGGGAUUUUGAACAUUAUUAAAAUCAUGUGUUACAGCAGAA
Messenger RNA from Carassius auratus (goldfish), 1915 nucleotides. RefSeq names its product mitoferrin-2-like. The transcript has 4 exons. The record is from RefSeq and is a predicted model, not a curated record. Gene Ontology annotation, biological process: iron import into the mitochondrion. Gene Ontology annotation, molecular function: ferrous iron transmembrane transporter activity. Gene Ontology annotation, cellular component: mitochondrial membrane. Lineage: Eukaryota; Metazoa; Chordata; Actinopteri; Cypriniformes; Cyprinidae. Bases 1 to 1191 code for a protein of 396 amino acids.